Messenger RNA from Salvelinus fontinalis (brook trout), 2289 nucleotides. RefSeq names its product microtubule-associated protein 1 light chain 3 beta (gene map1lc3b). Gene Ontology annotation, molecular function: ubiquitin protein ligase binding. The record is from RefSeq and is a predicted model, not a curated record. The transcript is spliced from 4 exons. Gene Ontology annotation, biological process: autophagy of mitochondrion; autophagosome assembly; macroautophagy. NCBI's taxonomy places the organism in Eukaryota, Metazoa, Chordata, Actinopteri, Salmoniformes, Salmonidae. Bases 237 to 614 code for a protein of 125 amino acids. Gene Ontology annotation, cellular component: cytosol; autophagosome; autophagosome membrane.
UCGCUCUCUCUCUGUGACGUCAAAUAUCAGCUGACUGGUUUGUUUCGCUAUAGACUCCGCAGCAAUCAGCAAAGAAGGAAUAGCACAACAUCAAAGGACUCAAAUAACUUCUUAUUAUUACAAAAAAAACUGGGCUUUGAUCGCCCCAAAAUUUAUAUCACCUACAUUUAAAUAUAUUUUCAAAUCAUACAGGGAUAUUUUGCCUCGUUUACAAAACGGUUUGACCUGCGUGAAAUAUGCCUUCAGAGAAGACGUUCAAACAAAGGAGGACAUUUGAGCAGAGAGUAGAUGAUGUGAGACUGAUUCGAGAGCAGCACCCCAACAAGAUCCCAGUCAUCAUCGAGAGAUACAAGGGAGAGAAGCAGCUGCCCAUCCUGGAUAAAACCAAGUUCCUGGUUCCUGACCAUGUCAAUAUGAGUGAGCUGAUCAAAAUCAUCAGGAGGCGCCUCCAGCUGAACUCCAACCAGGCCUUCUUCCUGCUGGUGAACGGCCACAGCAUGGUGUCCGUGUCGGCAGCCAUCGCUGAGGUGUACGAUCGCGAGAAGGACGAUGAUGGCUUCCUCUACAUGGUGUACGCCUCGCAGGAGACCUUCGGAACCGUGACCCCCCAGUAACAGCCUGCCACCACCACACCAUAGCUCGGACAAUGAUACCACCUCCUCCCUCCCUAAUCCUUUGUUCCUAAAUACAGACCGAUCCCCCUUGCCUUCCCUCGAUCACUUGCUUACAACCUUAGCCAAGACAAUAGGAACCAGACAGACCUCUUCUCCCAUGCCCUUAAGGGCCCCUUAUAGAUAUUAAAAGCCAUGUCCUACACCUUCUCAUACUGCCCACUACCCAUUACUCAAAACCUCUCCCCCUUCAUCCAUUACUCAAAACCUCCCCGUUCAUCCAGCCAUGUGUUUAGGAAAAGAGAUUCAAUACUUAUCUUUGGGUUGUUUGGUGUAUAGAAUGGAUUAGUAUAGCAGAGAUGAUUGCCAGUUCAGGUUGAGUUCGACUCAAACAAUUUACAGCUUAAAUCCCUGCUUGAGUCCAUCAUGGUUGAGUUCAGUUAUAAAGAAAUCUCCAUAUUUUAUUUUCCAUUUGUUAUGUUUGCUAAACUUGAAUGAGCUCAGUAUUUUGGAUGAAGCUUCAAUCACAACAGCUGUUGAGGAAUUUUCUAACAGUUUAGUUAAAGCGUUGAAUCCAGUUUGACAGACAUGGGACAUACUACUUCCACAAGAACAUGUUUCAUCGUGUUAAAAGUCUCCUAUAAUUGGUGGCUCAGGCCAAUAGUCUCAACCUCUGUGACAAAAUGAGUGGUUCUUUUUCCUCUUUAGUCUUUCCUUUAGCAACUUGGUUGAAUAUUCUAGGCCAACUAUAGGCUUUAUUGUAUUAAUACAAGUUCUUAAGGCUAACAUGUUAAUGUGCGUUGAGUUUAGCAGCACCCCCCCCCCUGUGUUGCUCUGUUGAGCUACUUGAUAAGGGUUGUGGGUUCAGAAAUUAUUUUACUUGGCUCCUUUAAAAAAAAAAAUGAAGGUCCUUUUAAAAAAUAUAUUUUAUAUUUUUUUCUUCCUGCGCUUUGUUGUAAACAUCUCCACGUAGAAGAGAUGUUAGGGACUCCUGGUUAAAAAGGAAAAAAAUGCUGCCGAAAACCUGCUAUGAUGAUUGUAAUAAGAAAUUUGCCUCCAUGUACAGCAUGAUGAUCGAAUUGCACGCGUGUGAAAGGGUCACUGAUGUGGGAUAAUGCUGAUGUCAGAAGUAGGGUGUGGGGUUGGUGGCUGUUUUGGACUGGGCGGGCAUCACGGCCGGGUCUGUCCACCAACCAACUGUCCAUCCGUCCCCCUCCUAGACCUGCCCUAGGGCUCUGAACAGUACUCAUCCCAGGGUGGCAUCACGCUUUUAGAAUAUUCAAUUUGUUUAAUAGAGGGUUAUUUAUGCCUUUUAUAAUGUGUGCUGACUGUUGUGCUUUUCCUUCUCGCUGUCCUCUCAACUGUUGGAACUGUUUAAAUGUUAGAUGCCUUUUUAUCUUAGAAUUUUUGGCAGAUAAUCUUCUGUUUUUAUUUAAUGUGAUGUUACUUCCUUGUACAAAUGUCCAUAUGCUAUAUGUGUGUGUAAUGAAUACGAAUGAUUCUAUGAUCAGUUUGAUUGAGGGUUUAAUAACAGAGGAAUGAUGCAGUUUUAUCAGCCCAACGUUCCUCUGCAUGCUCCGCUGUUUGCCGCUCUCAUUCUUCAUAUUCACAGCAAUAUUACACAGCCUUUUAUUGUAUUUGUUGGUAUUUUAUGAAUAAAACAGACUAUGUAAAGGUA